AACAGCAAAGAAACCAGAGCAAGAUUGCUGUUUGGAACUGAACAGACCACAAGAAAUAUCUGCCAAAGUUACUUCUUAAAGGGUUCAGAUGCAAAGGAAAGAUGAGCCGAGUGGCCGUGGUGACUGGAUCUAACAAGGGAAUUGGGUUUGAGAUCGUUCGAGGACUGUGUAAGCAGCUCGAUGGGAUUGUUUACCUAACAGCUCGAAAUGAGAAACUCGGACAGGAGGCUGUCCAAAAGCUGAAGUCUGAGGGCCUGAACCCCAGCUUCCACCAGCUGGACAUCACAAAUGAGCAGAGUAUCCAGGCACUGAAGCAGCAUCUGCAGGACAAGCACGGGGGCCUGGACGUGCUGGUGAACAAUGCAGGGUUUGCUUACGAUGGGGCCGCUACUGCCCCGUUUGGAACCCAGGCAGAGGACACUGUGGGCGUCAACUUCUUCGGAACCCUGGCUGUCAGCAAAGCUCUGCUGCCAAUCAUCAGGCCCCAUGGAAGGGUAGUGAAUGUGUCCAGUCAAAGCAGUCAGAUGUCUCUGAAAAAGUGCAGUGCUGAACUGCAGGCCCGCUUCAGGGACAGGAGCAUUCAGGAGGAAGAGCUGGUGAUGACAUUGAACAAAUUCAUCGAGAUGGCUAAGGCAGGGAAGCAUGAGGAGAAUGGUUUUGCAGACUGGGCGUAUGGCAUGUCUAAGAUCGGAGUGACAGUCCUGACGUUUAUCCAGGCUCGGGAGAUGGAGAAGGACUCCAGAGAGGACAUCCUGGUCAACUGUAUGUGUCCAGGUUGGUGCAAGAGUGACACGACAGGGUGGGAGAGACCCCCCAGGAGUGCUGCUGAGGGUGCAGACACAGCUUUGUUCCUGGCCCUCCUCCCAGCGCCCAACACUAAGGACUCACAGGGACUGUUCUUCUAUGACCGCAAACCUAUGGCAUUCUGAGGGAAAAGGAAAGACCAUUGCACCACAUUGUAGCUGAACCUAUGUUUCCCUACUUUGUUUCACCUAAGGAACACAAAGUCAUAUUCCUAAUGAAUUGAGACAAACAUUUGAUUGUAUAACAUAUCCGUUCCUACAUUUUCAGCAUCACAAAAAAAGGAAGAAGAAGUCAAAUUCGCUUGGUAAAAUAUGAUUCUUGUGUUGGUUGACAUUCAAUUGAUUUUAAUUGUAUUGUAUUUAUUGUAUUAUUAUUAUGAUGAUGAUGAUGUAUUAUUAUUGUAUUAUUGUACUAUGUAUGUGCCUUAAUGUGUAUGCUGUACAACAUCAGCAUCUUGCUGCCUGGUGCAGCAUAAUGUAUUGUCAUGUUGCAAUUCAAAUAAAGUCAAAAUCAAAGACAUUCAAUGUAUAUAUUUCA
This is a messenger RNA of Branchiostoma floridae (Florida lancelet), 1341 nucleotides long. Its product is annotated as carbonyl reductase [NADPH] 1-like. Gene Ontology annotation, molecular function: carbonyl reductase (NADPH) activity. NCBI's taxonomy places the organism in Eukaryota, Metazoa, Chordata, Leptocardii, Amphioxiformes, Branchiostomatidae. The record is from RefSeq and is a predicted model, not a curated record.